Patiria miniata (bat star) is the source of this 2340-nucleotide messenger RNA. It is a transcript of the gene tasp1, whose product is annotated as threonine aspartase 1-like. Gene Ontology annotation, biological process: protein maturation. Bases 93 to 1253 code for a protein of 386 amino acids. NCBI's taxonomy places the organism in Eukaryota, Metazoa, Echinodermata, Asteroidea, Valvatida, Asterinidae. The transcript is spliced from 10 exons. The record is from RefSeq and is a predicted model, not a curated record. Gene Ontology annotation, molecular function: threonine-type endopeptidase activity.
CGCCGCCCUUGAAUCAGCUUCGUGAAAUCGAUUGAUCUUUACUUUACGCGCACUACCGCCACUACUAAACCCGCAUACGCCGAUCGCGAGUGAUGGAGGACCAAAACUGCACAUCUGGAUUCAUUGCUGUACAUUUGGGAGCUGGGUAUCAUUCCACUGUCAAUCAGAGAGAAUAUAAAGCAGUAUGUCAUCAAGCUUGUGUGCAGGCUAUGAAGAUGAUACGUGAUAAGUGUUCUGCUCUGGAUGUAGUUACUACCACCGUUGGCAUCCUAGAGGACAGUCCAUUCACCAAUGCAGGCGUGGGGUCCAACCUGAAUCUGUGCGGCAAUGUGGAAUGCGAUGCCAGCAUAAUGGACGGGCGGAGCCUGCAGUAUGGGGCCGUUGGAGCAUUAUCUGGCAUACAGAAUCCCAGUAAAGUCUGCAGAGCGCUCAUAUUGGAACAGAUGAAAGGAUCACUGUCAUGUGGAAGAAUCCCACCUAGUUUCUUGGUAGGUAAUGGGGCAUUGCAGUGGGCACGGGAUCACGGCAUUCAGGAGACUGCGACCAGUGUGCUGCUGACGAAGGGCGCCCUCUCUGCAUAUCGCAAGCACAAGAGGAGGCUGUCUGCAGCGGAACUGAGCUCACCGAAGAAACCCAGCUGGACAAAUAACCAUGUGCGACUUCCAUGCUUUGAUGCUGUCAGCAUUCCAACUGAUGAUGUUGUUGAUUGCAGAGAUUCACCGUUGGACACCGUAGGUGCUGUGUGUGUGGACGCCAGUGGUAACGUCAGCAGUGCUGUGUCCAGUGGGGGCAUCGCCCUCAAACAUCCAGGUAGAGUGGGUCAGGCAUCAUCAUAUGGUUGCGGCUGCUGGGCCCAGAACAGAAACAAUGACGGCAAGCCGUCAGUGGCUUGUUCUACAUCCGGCUGCGGAGAGCAUCUCGUGAAAACCCUGCUCGCCAAGGAGUGCUGUGACAGUCUUCUGCAGUCCGACGAUGGCGCUGCCAUGGCGAUACAGAGGGUCUUCACGGAGAGAUUCUUGGAAUCACCAUUUCUGGCAUCCGUUGACGAGAAGCUAGGGGGCGCUCUUGUGUUGAGCCACUGCCUGGAUGACGGCGUGGAGUUAGUGUGGGCACACACUACUGAGACAAUGUGCCUAGGCUACAUGAGUACCAACUCAAGCACCCCAAAGUUCCAGCUGUCCAGUUUGCCAACCUCCGCAGUACCAGGGAAGUCUCUUCAUAUACAAGGCAUUCACUGCAAGCAACCCCCAUAGCUGCAAUGCAGGAUGAUGCUGAAUGAGGUGAUUUUAAUAGACCCUCUCAUAGACAGCCAUCUUCGUAGGAAAAUCACAUCUAACGCCAUCAGGCGUGCAUGUUGCUCGAAAUUUCUCGGAAAUAUGGCACAGCCGAUGCGUGUCACGCAAAUGUGACUACCAAAAUGCCGAUGCAUGUGACGAUCUGUAGGCAGUGAUGUCAUUGGAGAGAUAUCUAUUGUAGAUCGUGAGAGAAACUGAACGUGACCACUUAAAUAUGACCAUUUAAAUGUUAUUUGGCUAAAAAAUACCCCAUGCAGAAACUUAGAUGCAACACGUGCAUGAGGUAUGCCUGGGAUUUCCUGGGUAGCAUUGCCAAUGUUCCCAAUACUGGAUUUGAUUUGUCUUGUUGAAAGCAACCUCUGUUCCCAAAGGGGCUUUACUACACUUGUCAUGCUCCAGCUGUAAAAGAAGAAUAAAAUGCAGAUCUAGUCUAGGACUUAGUAUGUCUAAGACGAUGGUGAUAUUACCCAGUUUACGUCGGAUGACGUGUGUAUGUAACGGAUGAUGGAUAUACAUGCUGUCUGCCACCCGCUCGCAGCAAGCGAGGCUGGAAAUAUCAGGGUGUGCUACCCGCAGAUGACGGCUUGAACCCGUCUGGCAUCAAGCUUUGUGAAAAACAAUCCCGCGCCUGGGUCCGGUCAGUGUCCAAAUAAUCCCAGCGCGAACUGGUUAAAAAAAGGGACUUUUCUUGCAUUGAGGGUUGCAUUGAGGGUGGCCGGGAGUCAGGGCCUGACUUCAAGACUUUUUUUUCUAUCGAAGUCUACCAUUUUAUUGUUUUGCCUUGGACUCCACCUGGACUGAACCAGAGUUUUCAUUGAAAAAAGAACAACAUACGAACAUAAUGGAAACUAUGUCUAACAAAACUUGUCUGUGGUUAAAUGACAUUUAUUUCAUUCAUUUUCAAAGGUAUAAUAUCGUUUCUGUACUUUGUUUAUAAUUUGGUUCAUUAAUCGUAACCAGUGAUUACUAAUUUUCAAUUGUGAAUUCACAAAGGGCAUAAUUGCUUUAUGUUGGAAUAAAAGUUUUAGAGGAACAUCGAAAAAAA